This is a messenger RNA of Calliphora vicina (urban bluebottle blowfly), 6425 nucleotides long. Its product is annotated as fibronectin type-III domain-containing protein 3A-like. Lineage: Eukaryota; Metazoa; Arthropoda; Insecta; Diptera; Calliphoridae. The transcript has 6 exons. The record is from RefSeq and is a predicted model, not a curated record. Bases 773 to 6247 code for a protein of 1824 amino acids. Gene Ontology annotation, molecular function: metal ion binding; acid phosphatase activity; protein binding.
AAGAAUUUAGAAAAAUCAAAUUUAAACAAAAUCUCAGCUUUAAACCCAGAAAUUCAUCAUAAACGAAAAAACCCUAAGCAGUUUGAAAAACAUUUUCUUUAAAAAAAAGUUGUAUUUUCUUCUCUUUUAAAACUCAACCGCCAAACUUCCUUUUAAAGGCUUUAUUUUUCUUUCUUAUAAAAAAAGAAAAACAAACAAAUUUAUUCUCAAACUUAUUUAACUUUGCCUCACUAACCUUCUAAAGGAUUGUUUUGUUCUAUAGUUUUUUUACUAUUAUUAUAAAAAAAAGAAAAAUAAUAAUAUAAAACCGCUUAAAAAUAAUACUAUAAAAAAAACUCUCAACUAUAAAAAAUCAGAUAUAAAAAACGCUUAAAGCUUUUUUUUGAAACAAACAACAAAACCCACAAAUAUUGCUGGAGUAUAGAAAAAAAAAUCUAAAAAUAAAUAAAAAAAAAAUUUACUAAUUACAAACUUAAAAAACAACAAAUUUUCCUAAAAAAAAACAUAAGAUUUUUAUAUAAAAACCCAAACAAAUAACUGCCUAAAAAACAAAAACAACUAAUAACAAAACUAAAAAACAUUAUUGUGUAAAAGCAACAAUGUUUCGCAACAAUUUAGAGUCUCAAAAUAACUAAAUAAAUUAAACAAUCUAAUAAACGAAUUGAAAAACAACAUAACGUAACGAAAAAACAAAACGAAUCUUUUUUAAUAAAAGAAAAACUUACUCAAUUUUGAAUUGUUAACAAAAAAUAAAAGGAAUUAAAAAAUUAGCAUGGUGCGUAUGACUAAUUCGGCCGCAACGGAACAAACACAAUCACAAACCCCACAACAACAUCAACAGCAGCAACAGCCAACACAGUCACAACGACCAGACAAACAAAAAUCGCUGCAAAAAUCACAAAAUAAAAAUUUCAAUAACAAUAAUGUGGCCUCAACCUCUUCUUCCACAUCGUCUUUAAAUAGUGUAUCCUCGUCUUCGUUGGAGCAGACCAGCUCUGCGGCUGGCAUAGUAAUGGUAGUGCCACAGCAGCAGCAGCAACAACAACAGCAGCAGCCACAAACACAAGCGCCGCCACCACCAAACAACCAACAGCCACCACCACCACAAUAUACACACAUGCAACAUGUUGCCCAGCCACCACAACUUGUCAUGCAUCAACAACAACAGCAGCAGCUCUCACCCGCUGAAGCUGGCUCGAAUCCCCCCUUGCCAGCCUCACCGCCUCUCUUGCAACAAACAGCCACACCGCCUCAGGGUGCUCAACUAGUACCUUGUGCGGUCCAUCAUCCCCAGCAGCAUCAGCAACAAAUGGCCUUAGUAGCCGCCAUGCAAGCUCAUAUGGCGGCCACCGGUGGUGGUCCUAUGCCGCCACACAUGCAUCACCAUCAUCACGGUCCCCCCCAUGGACCACCAACACAACAUGGCUCGCACGGCCCACCACAACAUCAGUCCCAGCAACCAACUCCUCCCAUGGAAAAUGGUCAUGGUGGUUUGUCGCCCAGUGGCUCCACCACCAGCAGUGUUAGUUCAAAUAGCGGCACUGGUGGUGGCGGCUCGAAUAUGAGCAAUGGUAAUAUUGUGGCUGCCGCAGCUGCUCAACCUGGUCCGGGACCGGUUUAUAUACAAUAUCACGGUGAAUUCUAUCCGGAAUAUUAUAUAGCUCCGCAUCCGCAUGAGGGCAUAUGUCCCCAGCAUCCUCAUCAUCAUCAGGCCAUGUGUGCGAUUCCGGGAGAAUAUGGUCCUGCAACCGUACAAAUGGUUUCACAAAAUCGUCCGCCACCACCACCAAUGCCGGUACCCGUGCAAGUACCUCAGGGCCAGGUAAUGCAGCCAUAUGUCAAUGAAAGUGGCACGUUGACACAUGUGGUAUUGUCGCCGCAACAAUAUCAGCAACUACAUGCCGGCCAAGGACACAUGCAUCCGCCAUUUCUGACAACUAAUGGCACUUCACACUAUUAUACACCUAUACCGGGUGGGUUUCCUCCGGGUGCCGGUGGCCAAGGUCCCGGCCCUUAUCAAGUAGGGCCACAUGGACAUAUGGCUCCACCGCCUCAACCCGGAACACCACAACCUCAACAACAGCAACAAUCUUCGUCGUCAGUAGCUAAUUCGUCUCAACAACAACAACAUUCUCCAGCAUCACAUUCCGCCAAUCAUUCACCUUCGCCACCUAAUAAUAAUUAUCACAAAGAUGAAAGAACUCAGAGGCAGCAUACCAAAUUGUUAAGAAAGCUGGAUAAGCAACGUUCUGCUGUUUCAUCGCCAACACAUUCGCCGUCUCCCCGUCGCCAAGAGCCACAAAUGAAUGGUCACAAUACUAAUAAUAAUGGUUCUUUAAGGUCACAACAUAAUAACAAUAAUAACAGCAACAAUCAUCAUCAAAAUCAACGUAAACAACAGCAACAACCACCACAACAACAGCAGCAGCCGCAACAGCAACGUAAUGGUAAUGUUUCUAAUUAUAAUAAUAGACAGGCAGCCUCCUCAGUUGCUUCAUCUGAAGAAGGUGAUGAUAAUUUAGGGGUUAAUGGUGCCGAUGGCGACGAAGAAGAAGAUUAUCAGGCGUCCAUAGUCGAACAAUUGUCGACUAUACAAAAACCUGAAGUAACUGACAUCACAUCACGUUCGGCCAAGAUUGUAUGGGAGGCACCACAAUGUAUUAGUGAGUCUGCAUUACAAUUGAUAAACAUGCAAGAGUUGCGUUACAAUGUCCUCCUUAGCGAUCGUGCAAAAGAAUGCAAAUAUAAAAGUCUGUAUAAAGGUUCCUCAUACGAUUGCAUUGUUCAGGAUUUAAAGCCAGGCCAAGAGUAUGUGGUACGUUUACAGGUCCACUAUGAACAUUUGCAUGGUACGGCCUCAGAGCCCACAGAAUUUACAACUCCAGCAUGUGAGCCGGAUCGUCCAGCCGCCCCUCGUAUCGUAAUGUGUACCAAGAAUUCAUUGCAUUUACGUUGGAACAAUCCUCUGUGCAAUGGUUCGUCCAUUCAGCAUUACUUGUUGGAAUAUGAUGAGGGUAAAUCAGGGGCUCGAGUGGUGAACGAUGCAGCUUGUAAAUUUGUAGAAGCUGUUAAAACUAAAGGAAAACAAUACAUAAUGACCAAAUUACAACCCUCAACCAUUUACAACUUUCGUUUGGCAGCUGUAAAUGAAGUCGGACCUUCGGCCUAUUCACCUGUGUGCACAUUUAGUACCCAGGGUAAUCCUCCAUCAGCUCCAAAACCUCCUACACUACAAGCAUUUAAUUCUUCAUCAUUGAGGCUGGUUUGGGAAAGACGUCAGUCAGAUGGUGCUACUUGUAUUUAUGUCUUACAAAUGCUAGAUCGUGCCUCUGGCCAUGGAUAUUUGAAUAUGUACAAUGGUCAAGACUGUUCGUACGAAUGUUGCCAGUUACGUAGAGCCACCUUGUACUAUUUUCGUUUGAGAGCGGAAAAUGAAGCCGGUGCCUCCGCCUGGUCGAAUGAGGUGGCCUAUAAGACAGCACCAGAACGUCCAGGUCGUCCCGGUAAGCCUUAUGCUAAAGGAAAAAUCCAUGGUACUCACUUUCGUGUGCGCUGGGAACCGCCAACCGACAAUGGUGGCGCUGAUAUACAGCGCUAUUAUUUAGAGAUUAAUGUGGGCGGUCAAAAGUUCGAUCGUAUUUACUCGGGCGUUGAGUGUGAGACAACAUGCGAUCGUUUACAACCUGGCACUACCUAUCAAUUGAGAGCUUCCUGCGAGGGACCCAGUGGCUUUAGCCCAUAUUCGGAGGUCAGCCACAUUACCUCUGAAGCUGUAGUACCUACUGCUCCACCUUCACCCUACUAUGACAAUCCGCCUGGGCCAUAUGCGGCGGUAUUGAGACUUGAUAAACCCGAAUAUAAUGGUGGUGCUCCCAUUUUAGAGUUUGAAUUACAAUUGCGUAAAUAUUCGGACCAGGAAACACCACGCAUUGUUUACCGGGGCAAAGAUGCCUAUUGUGUGAUCAAAGAUCUACAACCCGGCAAUCAAUAUGAGGUCCAAGUAAGAGCUAUUAACCGCAUAGGCGCAGGAUCCUGGUCGCCUUGGUUUAAAUUUAGUUCGGCAGCUGCUGCGCCCAAUUGCCCAGAAUCUUUAAAGGUCAUCAUCAAGUCAGCUACACAACUACAUGUUUCAUGGCAAGAACCUGCGAAUAAAGGAGGCGCCGCCAUCACAGAAUACCGUCUAGAAAGUGCCACAGCCUCAAACGUGUCAAGCGACAGCGAGUCAACUACACCACAACCUCCUCCCUCAUCGGCAUUUCAUUCUUGCUAUCAGGGUUUACAGACCAGUGCGGAUAUACGCAAUCUAAUGCCUUUUACUUAUUACUAUUUCCGUGUUAAUGUCUGCAACUUGGCGGGUGUAAGUAAAUGGUCACCGUUGGUAAAUUGCCAAACGCCGGCCGCCGUGCCAUCUGCUCCACAAAUCAAAGACUUUGAAUUCACAUCGAACGAUGCCACUCUACGCUGGUCAUCGCCCGAAAGCAAUGGUUCAGAUAUUACCAACUAUACCAUCGAAUAUGCUGAACGCACCAUCAUGACUUCGGACAAUUCCUGUGAAUAUACCGUCACCAAUUUACAACCAGAAACUUCCUACAAAUUCCGUGUACAGGCCAUUAAUGCCAUCGGCUCUGGUCCCUAUUCUCUCUAUGCCAAAUUGACUACACUGCCCUCACCACCGUCACCGCCCAAAUUGGAAUGCUCCGGCGUGGGUCACAAUUUCAUCAAACUAAAAUGGGGCGAUGGCAAAAAUUUAGAUUUCACCAAAUUCUAUGUGGAAAUGUUUGUCCAAAGAGCUAAAGAAUUCCAAGUGGUCUACUCUGGCACCAAUUGCAUGUGCAAAGUCAACAAGUUGCAAGAACGUACCGCUUAUACAUUCCGCAUUUGUGCCGGCAAUGAUCGUGCUGGUGUAGGCGAGUAUUCGGAAGAAUUUGUAUUCUCUACCUCUGCCUGUAUACCAAACAGCAUUAAAGCUCCGCGUAUUGCUCAAAAUUUACCAACAGCUGCCUCCUCUGCGUCUACAUCGUCUGCUAAUGCUAACAGUGGUAGCUCGCCCUCUGCCUCCUCAUCGGCUGGCGUAAUACCUUCCGGACUGCUACCAGAAACACCAAGUUUCCUAACGGGUUUGGGUAACCUAAUGUUGGGAGUGCCUCUGACACUGGAAUGGCAGCAUUCAAAGAAUUCGUUCUCCGAUCGUGUGGAAUAUAUGCUGCAGUAUGCCAUUGGCAAAGAUGGUGAAUUUAAAAAGAUAUACCGCGGCAGUGAGACCAAAUUUACAAUCGAAAAUUUAGAACCAGGUGGCAUAUACCAAUUUCGCGUCUGUCCCAUACGAGUUACAAGCAAUGGAGAAGAUUUGCUGGGUGCAUACACACCACCAUUCCGUCAUCAAGUGCCACUCAUACCUUCACUAGACGAUAUUGAUGGUAAUCUAUUGGGCAGUGCAGCAGCUCAAAUGUUUGCCGGCCUUAAUGCUGCCUCUGGCAAUAACAGCCAUGCAGCGGGCUCAUGUCAUGGUCAUUCUCAUCACCAUGCGCAUCAUUCCCAUAUGGGAGGACAUAGUCAUCUUCACAAUCCCCUACAUUCCCAUCACAACAGUAGACACAGUGGCCAUCAUGAUAACGGAGGUGGUAGCAACGAUUCGAAUGCCAACUCAAAUCUUCAUCAUCGUUCCGUAUCUGCCUCAGCUGGCAGUUCGAGUAGCAGUUCGAACAGCAGUAGUAGUAAGAAUCAGAACUCCAAUGCCAACAAUACACCGAGCAACAAUACGCUAUUGAUUGGCAGUAAUGCUAUCGGUUUUAUACCCAUUGGCAGUAUGGCCAGUGAACUGGCUGCUAGCUUUGCCGGCUGUGAUGAUCCCAAUCAUCAUCAUCACCAUCAUCAUCACGGUUUUCCCGAUGUCGCUAAUCAACUUAAUAUCACAGCCUCGAGUACAAGCAGUAACAGUUCCAAUAAUCCACAAUCAGCUGCCUCUCUGCUGGCUGCCAGCGCCAAUCAAUUGUUUGCCAACAAUCCCAUUCUACUACAAGCUGCAACGGCUGCCAUAAGCCACCAUCAACAUGUUUUGGGCCAUCAUCAUGGCGGUGGCGCUCACAAUCAAAAUGCCGGUGCUCUAAGACGUUUCGUUACCAAACUCAGUUCGGUCUAUUCCAAUCGCAAACGUUUCUCGGAUCAAGAAAAGGCUGUCAUUUUCAUGGUAUCAUUCUUGUUUUUCACUUUCCUCUUUGCCACAUUAGUUAAAAUGUUUAUGCGUUAAAUUUCGACUUAAAAACAAAACGAAUUUAUAUAUUUUGGGAUCCAAUAAAAUGUGCUUGGAUUUUCUUUUUAAGGAAAAAAAGAAAAUUUUACGACAAAUAUAGAGUUUUCAAAAAGAGAUUAUUCUUGAUUAGAGAUCUCGAGAAGAAAAUCAUGUUGAAAAAUAUACUUACUAUAUA